Messenger RNA from Notothenia coriiceps (black rockcod), 1546 nucleotides. Its product is annotated as lipid phosphate phosphatase-related protein type 3-like. The record is from RefSeq and is a predicted model, not a curated record. The annotation marks the transcript as partial. NCBI's taxonomy places the organism in Eukaryota, Metazoa, Chordata, Actinopteri, Perciformes, Nototheniidae. The transcript has a single exon.
AUGGUGUUUCUGUCUCCAGGCUUGUCACGCUGUCGCCAACUUCAAGUCCUCUGAUGAUAUCAUCCCAGCCCCGCCUCCACCACCACCGAAAGAAGAUCCCCUUCGAGCGCUGACGGAGCGAGGACACGAGUCCGUCUACAACAAAGGUCCCGCCUCGGCAUCUGAGAGCAACGACGAGAUCACUGCGACCCCGGUACCAAGAGUUGGAAUGGAUACGUCCCUGCAGGGGUCUCCGGGGGAAAGUCUGAAGAGAGCCAGCGUUGACGUGGAACUGCUGGCCCCUCGGAGCCCAAUGGGGAAAGAAACAAUGCUCACCUUUAGCAACACCUUACCGAGGAGUAGCAUGAACGUGGAUGGUUUCCUGGAGGAAGUAGGUCCAAUGCAACCCAUGCAACAAAUGCAACAAAUGCAACAAGUGCAACCAGUGCAACCAGUGCAACCAGUGCAACCAGUUCAAAGGCGUUUGAAAGCGGUUCAGGGCCCGGUUGAUCCAAUGCGUUCCCAGCAACUGGUGUCAGAGUGGAAGCAGAAGUCGAUGGAAAUGAGAGGCGUUCGGGAUGAAGUGGAACGUGAGAAUAGCGAAGAUGGAGGAUCGGAGGUGGGAUCAUCUGUGGGGACGGAUGAUUCAACAACACCCGUGUUCCCAGUUCAUUCUGUGAGGGCGCCGUCCAGUCGUAAUAACCCCACUCCGCCUCCAGUUGGCGCCAAAGCUGUAGCGACUCCCCGCCCGCCACAGAUCCAAGAAGCAGCUCCGCCUCAAGUGUCUCCGAAAAGCGCUUUGACUCGGGCAAAGUGGCUCUCAAUUCGAGAGAAAACGAGUGGCGGUGAGGCGUCGAAUCGCACCAAUCAACCUCGUUUAAUGCAAGUUAUCGCCAUGUCCAAACAGCAGGGGCUCCUCCCUUCUUCUUCCACCUCUUCGGGGGAAAAGUCCUCCGAAACCACUUCCACCUCCUCCUCCUCAAACGCCAACGAGUCGCCACAUUACCGCGAACAUAAAGAAAAUACGGGUAUUGUCACUGUUGACGCUCAUGCCCCGCAUCAUCCAGUAGUUCAAGCCCCGUCCCCUCUGCAAGCCCCGCCCCUAGCAGGAAACGGUAAUCCAUGGGAGUGGGGAGCGAGGCCAAGUGACCCGCGAGACUCCUACGAUCUGAACAGCUUGACCAGAGGAGAUUCCUCCGCUCACGGGAGCAGUUUUCGGCCUCAUCGCUCAGCUUCUCCAGGUGCUGAUCCUCAGAGAGAGAUUGCUGUGGAGGCUCAGCGCCGAGAAAUGGCCAUGAGACGCAAAACGGCUCUGGUUCUGCUGGACCGAGAGAUCAGGAACCAGACGGAGCAGGAGAACUAUUACAAGAGUCUGCAGGGGCGCAGGUUCAAGGAGUAGAACCUUUCAAAACAAAAGCCUUAUGUGGCAGCGGGGUGUGGUUAGAGCGCCGUGGAGUCAUGGGAGACCAGGCAGCUGAUCAGAAUCAGGCAAUAGAGUGAUGCAGUGAUGAUUUACCUUUGUAGGCCGACCCGGAAGUAAGCUGCUGGUUCCCUCGACAAAAGAGCA